Clupea harengus (Atlantic herring) is the source of this 2974-nucleotide messenger RNA. It is a transcript of the gene tmod1, whose product is annotated as tropomodulin 1. Gene Ontology annotation, cellular component: striated muscle thin filament; cytoskeleton; myofibril. The record is from RefSeq and is a predicted model, not a curated record. Gene Ontology annotation, molecular function: tropomyosin binding. Gene Ontology annotation, biological process: muscle contraction; actin filament organization; myofibril assembly. NCBI's taxonomy places the organism in Eukaryota, Metazoa, Chordata, Actinopteri, Clupeiformes, Clupeidae.
CAUCAUUUGACUGACGGGACUACUAGGGGGAGUACACUGCCUAGGGUACUUCUCUUACUUGUCUGCGUGUGUAUGGGAGACUGCCAACUUGAGGCAAGUCCACUCUGUCGAUAACGUUCUGACUGUUAAUGUUUAGAACUUUCGCGAAGUAUCUUUUCAGCAGAACGAUUUCAUUUUUGCGCCCAGAAAACUACUACUUUUUUCCAUGAAGCGCUACAUUUCUGUGACCUGCCGGCAACGAAAGGGAACCAUAUCUGGUCAAACUAUUCAGCUGUCACUAAGCGGGACCCGCUCUCUAUAAAUAGCCUGGAACAAGCAGCGGCGGUGGUUUCCCCACUCAAGCUGUUCUGGGUAGUCUGCUGCCGCUCGAGUUCCAGAGGGUAUUGAUUGUAAUUGUGGGUUUUGUGCCCUAACCGGCCCUGCACUACCGCAGCCAUGGCCCUGCUGAAACAGAUGGAGAAGUACCGUGAUGUGGAUGAGGACGAGCUGCUGAAAAAGCUCUCUGAGGAGGAGUUGGAGAGACUGGAGGAUGAGCUGCAGGAGCUGGAUCCUGAUAAUGCUUUGUUGCCUGCGGGCUACAGACAAAAGGACCAGACCAAGAAAACUCCCACUGGAAACUUCCAGAGAGAUGACUUACUGGCUCACUUGGAGAAGCAGGCCAAAGAGCACCCAGAGCAAGAGGACCUGGUGCCCUACACUGGAGAGAAGAGAGGUAAAGCUUUCGUGCCAAAGAAGAAGGUGGUAGACCCCAUCCUGGAGAACGUGACGCUGGAGCCAGAGCUGGAGGAAGCCUUAGCCAACGCCAGUGAUGCAGAGCUGUGUGAUAUAGCUGCCAUUUUGGGAAUGCACACUCUGAUGAGUAACCAGCAGUACUAUGAGGCCUUGGCCAGCAGCACCAUCGUCAACAAACAGGGUCUAAACAGUGUUAUCCAGUGUGCCCAGUAUAAACCCGUUCCUGAUGAGCAGCCCAAUGACACUGAUGUAGAAGAAACCCUUCAGAUGAUCCAGCGCAAUGACCCUGACCUGCUAGAGGUCAACCUCAACAACAUCAAGAACAUUCCUGUGCCGGUGCUGAAGGCCUACGCAGAAGCACUCGCUGAGAACACUGUGGUGGAACGCUUCAGCAUUGUGGGAACUAGGAGUAAUGAUCCCGUGGCCCAUGCCUUGGCAGACAUGCUGAAGGUGAACACCACCCUGAAGAGUCUGAAUGUGGAGUCAAACUUCAUCACAGGGGCUGGCAUCAUGGCACUCGUGGUGUCUCUGCAGUCCAACACUACAUUACUGGAACUCAAGAUCGACAAUCAGAGUCAGCCACUGGGCAAUAAGGUGGAGAUGGAUAUAGCCAGUAUGCUUGAGAAGAACACCACGCUCUUGAAGUUUGGGUACCACUUCACCCAGCAGGGUCCCAGGCUCCGUGGUUCUAACGCCAUGAUGAACAACAACGAUCUGGCACGAGUGAUCCGUUCAGAUUCGGAUGGUUCCUUUACCCUAACCCUGUCUGUGCCCGAGCUGGAGAGGGCCUUUGGUAAAAAAUUCAAGCCCAAGAGCAAUAAGAAAGAAAAGGCUUGAAGAAGGCCCCAUCUUCCCCAAAUGUCGGACGAACGUGUAACAUCGCUGCCCUCAGAUGGGACCCCCCUCAGCCAACACCCCCAGCAGCCCUUCUUCCCUCUAGGAUCCAGACCCUCUUAUUGGCUCGUAGUAGUCUGGUCUUUGCUGUUGUCAUGUUUGAGGUUGUGUCCAAUAUUAAUAGUUCUUUCUACUGGGAUGAUUCUUUUGUAUAAUACUGAGUUGGUAUCACCUUUCCUGUGUGUUGUUAGUAAUAUACAGGAUUUGAUGUUGAUUGUCUGUUGCUGAGGGCAUGAUUUGCUAUCUACAAGUGUUUUGCCACAUAUACAGUCCAAUGUCUUAACUAGUUAUCAAAUGCUCUCUGAAUCUCUGCUUCGACUCAGCCGCAGCACUGGGGCUGAGACCAGGAGAGCCAGUCCUGAAUCAGACCAGUUGCCUGGCAGCAGAGAGCCUGUCCCCCUCACCAAUCAGGGCCCUGGGCCCUAGUAUUAGAGCAACAUAAGAGGUCUGAGACUCGGACAUGACGUUUUAGGCAGAAUGUAUGAAUCACAGAUAUUAUGUCAACUUAAUUGGGAUAUUGUGUGUAUGUAACUGACGUGUUGAAGGCACUUCAGUCUUUAACUUCCUGUGUUUCUGUAGGCGUGUAGAAGUGAUAUUGCUCUGGGUGUUGAUUGUUGGAAGAGGAGAAACGUUUAGCUUUAGAUUAAAGUGUGGUUCUUGAUGCAUUUGUAUAAUUGCAACCAUUUAUAUCAUAACACCUGAAUUGUAAUUAAGACAGUGGUCAGUUUUUGAAUGAUUUCAUUUUGUUUUAUUUUUGCACUAAAACAGCAAAGGGAAUUUUUUGACACACACUGUAUUUAUUUAUAUAUUUAUUUUGGAACACAGAUCAAGGGCCAGAUAAUCACCAUGGAUACUCUUUCUCUCAUCAGGUGACUUUGGUGUGCAUUGCAUUAGCUCUAUCCCAGGCUGAGAUAGUUUAUCUCCAAUGCGAACCGAAGGCCCUCUCUCUGAUACUUUAUAUUUAGGCCAUGUUGUCAUUUUUCUCUCCCUCUAAAAACAGUUAAUUUACAAAAGAAAGCUUCAAACAAUUACGUAUUCAUUCUGUUACACUGAAGCAUUCAGUUGUUUUGCAGGAAGGCAAGAGUCUCCUUGAGAGAACUAGGUCAGGCUGUAGGCCAAGCUGUGCCUUUAGGCUGCUCACGUAUCCCAGAGGGCCGUGCAGGACAGCAGGUAGCCCUAUAUGGACAGGGGCUGGAGCUCUGGUCCAGCACCAGUGAAGAGCAUAAGUGAUGGACUUCAGGGACAACAAUAAUGUUUCCUCUGUCAAAGCCAAGUACGCCCAGAAGAUUCAGCAGUCUUCUUGAUUUUGUUGAUACAAGAAUAAAGUUUUAAUUAUUUGCAUGUUUAA